ACCAAACGUGCAAGAUGGGCUGAAUGGCCUCCUGUCGUUUGUAAACAUUCGUAUGUUCUUAUGUUCAUAUUGACUAGCUGCUCAUGUGGAUUCGACUUACUUCUUGGAGAUAUUGAUCUUGUACUUCGUUCUGGCCCUCCCUCGUGCAGGUGAGGUUCUUCCGGCAACUUCCGAGUUGCCUUAUUUGGAUGUACUAACUGAGCCGCUAUGAGAUCUGCAGUGACUCAACUCACCCGCCGUUUACACUCUGCACAGAAUAAAAUCUUCAGAAUCCAGUUGUACUGGGAAGAAAGCGCACUGGAAAGAAGUUUAACGAGCAGCGCUGCGACGCAAAACAUUUUUUUUUAUAAUUAUUUGUUGCAGCUAGAUUCAUCUAAGUUGGAUUCACAAUUAAUAACAGUCAUUUGAAUUAAAAAAUAUUACGCGAACUCUAAUUAUUGUAUUGAAAUCUUCUGGACAAAGAAAACAUGGAAAUCGCUACUUUGUUGAACCUUGGAUGUUUUGUUUUGUGCUUUUUAUUCUCUCAGAAUGGGAAAGCCUCAGGUAAUAGCCAGCUACCUGUUGCCACAAAAGUCUGGUGGACAUCUAUAAAUUUCAAGACCAUACUGGAGUGGGAGCCCAAGCCUUCGGGGUAUGCCUACACUGUGGAAUUCUUUGGGAAAAAGACUGAUGUGCAGAAGAGCCCCCGCUGCAUAAAGAUCCAGACAACGGAAUGUGAUUUGACCAGAUUCCUGUUGAAUUUGACGGACUCAUAUACUGCACAUGUUAUCUCUGAACCCAUAGAGACUGUCGAUAAGACUGAGGAGUACCCCUUCACCCGAUCAGACAAGUUCACACCCUACAAAGACACAAAAAUUGGGCAACCUACUUUUAAGAUUGAAGAAAAUAAAGCAAAGAACAAUAUUAAGCUGCUGAUAGAGACCCCCCUCUCCAGCAUCAGAGGCCCCAAUAACACAUUUCUGAGUAUACAGGAAAUCUUCAAAAAGGACUUGGAAUACGUAACAUAUUACAGAAAGGCUGCCAGUACAGGCAAGAAAGAAGCUAAAUCAAAGAUCAAUGAGAUUGAUGUGCCAGUGGAUCGAGGUGAAAGUUACUGCUUCACUGUGAACAUUGUUAUUCCAUCACGGACUGACGAAAACCAGCAAAGCCAGGAAUCAGCAACACACUGCUCACAUUCCGAGAAGCCCUUUUAUGAAGAAUAUGGGAUUGGUGUGCUGGUAGGUCUCAUACUUGCACCAGUUCUCCUAUUAGUUGCCAUCGUCACGUGUGUGUGCUGCUGCAGGCGAAAGAAGAGCGCUAAUAAGGAGGAGAACAGCCCUGACGGAGUGCCUUUGAAAGGUGUUUAAGGGUCGAUCAUUGCCCCUGAAUUGUGAUUUAAAGAGAAAAAAAAAAAUACACGGUCCAAUCAGGCUGAGAGACAACAAAUGUACUAAACUUGCAACUAUUGGUAGUGAUAGGAGGUUUCAACAUACUUUCAAAGGGUUUUGACCUUUUGUUGAACACUGGAGUAGAAAACUUGUUUCUGUGAAACACUGAAGAGAUAUAAUUUUUGCUUAUUUUUUAUAUUCCGUAUUACACUACGCUAUGGUACUAAAACUAGCUGGGAGCAAGUAAGACUGUAACUCUGAUAGAAAUGCUGUUUUUGUAUUAAUUUGUAUUCUUGUAUGUUUCAUAUUGAAUCUUUACAAAUGCACAAUCUGAUCUAUUGUAACUUGGGAACACUAAAUCUGCUGCAAAUGUGAUUAUUUAUAUAUGGUUUGUGGGAUGUCUAUUUAUACCUCUAAAAAUGUAAUAUAGUUGGUCUGUAUAUCUGGUGUUGUUUUUCUAACAUAUUUAUAUUUUUUAUGAAAUGCUUGCACAAUAAAAUCGUAAAUGGUUUAAAAUCC
Molecule: messenger RNA, 1886 nt
Organism: Acipenser ruthenus (sterlet)
Lineage: Eukaryota; Metazoa; Chordata; Actinopteri; Acipenseriformes; Acipenseridae
Product: tissue factor-like
Exons: 6
Coding region: 468-1346 (292 amino acids)
Biological process (GO): blood coagulation
Cellular component (GO): membrane
Molecular function (GO): protein binding
Source: RefSeq, a predicted model, not a curated record